Molecule: messenger RNA, 696 nt
Organism: Ahaetulla prasina
Lineage: Eukaryota; Metazoa; Chordata; Lepidosauria; Squamata; Colubridae
Gene: UBA52
Product: ubiquitin A-52 residue ribosomal protein fusion product 1
Exons: 5
Coding region: 170-556 (128 amino acids)
Biological process (GO): protein ubiquitination; modification-dependent protein catabolic process; translation
Cellular component (GO): nucleus; cytoplasm; ribosome
Molecular function (GO): ubiquitin protein ligase binding; structural constituent of ribosome; protein tag activity
Source: RefSeq, a predicted model, not a curated record
GAUCGGGUCGGGCCUUGUGUCGGGGCGCGGGGGGGACCCGCUUCUUUCUCGGCCCUUUUUAUAAACCGUCCUUCCGUGACUCUCGACCCGGAGACAGCAAGGCAACUUGAGCACGCGUCUGCCUGUUACCAACAGAUACUUUUUAAACUAGGUAACCUCAGCUGCCACAAUGCAGAUUUUUGUGAAAACCCUCACCGGCAAAACCAUCACCCUUGAGGUGGAGCCAAGUGACACAAUUGAAAAUGUCAAGGCAAAAAUUCAGGACAAGGAAGGUAUUCCUCCUGAUCAGCAGCGUCUGAUCUUUGCUGGGAAGCAGCUGGAAGAUGGACGCACUCUCUCAGACUACAAUAUUCAGAAAGAGUCCACCCUUCACUUGGUGCUGCGCCUCCGUGGAGGAAUCAUUGAGCCUUCGCUCCGCCAGCUGGCCCAGAAGUAUAACUGCGACAAGAUGAUCUGCCGCAAGUGCUAUGCCCGCCUGCACCCCCGUGCUGUGAAUUGUCGUAAGAAGAAAUGUGGCCACACCAACAACUUGCGCCCAAAGAAGAAGGUCAAGUAAAGAGCAUGGCAAGAACUGCCCCCAUCCCUUCUCCUCGUACCUGGCUGUGUUGUUCCUGCGGUAACAUGUUUCAUCGUCUCUCCUCUCGCCAGAGGCCAUUUUUUCCCUGCCAGUUGGAAUAAAACAUUCAAUGCGCCAAA